Molecule: messenger RNA, 1056 nt
Organism: Bactrocera oleae (olive fruit fly)
Lineage: Eukaryota; Metazoa; Arthropoda; Insecta; Diptera; Tephritidae
Source: RefSeq, a predicted model, not a curated record
GAAUCAUAAAACCUUUAUUGCAACUGAAAACUUUUGCAUAUGGUAUUUUCCUACAAUUUGGUUUUGAUAUAUAAAUGCCUGUAGAAUCGUUCAAACCAGCAGAAAACACUAGACUUUCAAACUGUAACAACCAUCAGCAGAAAUAAGCUACAAAAUGCGUGUAUUUUUGGUUUUGUGCUCCGUCGUCUCUGCGGCAUACGCUGCUAGUCUCGGCUACAAUUAUGGAAUCAACAAUGGUCCAGCGCUUGGUGGUAGUCUGAGCGGUGGUUUCAUUAGUGGUCCAAGUUAUGGUGGUCAAGCUCUAGGUGGUCCGAGUUAUGGUGGUCUAAGCUAUGGCGCACAAGCUCUUAGUGGUCCAAGCCACGGUGGACCUGCCGCUGCCGGUCCCAGCUUUGGCGGCUUUGCUCUUGCUGGCCCAAUCUACAGCGCUCCCGCUGCUGCUGCCGCUCCCGUUGAGGUUAACAAGGAGUUCUUCACCUACACAGCACCCGAACAUGAGUUCAGUGAUAUCGGUAAUUCCGGUGAUAUCAUUAAUACACUGAAGAAGAACUUGCGUGUUAUCUUCAUUAAGGGACCUGAAAACUCCGGACUCGAAAAUGCCGCCAUUCAAUUGGCUAAAUCGGCUGGCGAAGAACGCACUGCCAUCUAUGUACUCAGCAAACAAGCUGAUAUCGGCGAUUUGGCUAACAAACUACAGUCACUCAACCACCAAAGCGCCCACAAACCCGAAGUACACUUCGUCAAAUAUCGUACACCAGCCGAUGCUGAGAAUGCCAAGCAAGCUAUUCAGUCACAAUAUGAUGGUUUGGGUGGUAACACUAGCCGUUACAAUGGUGGUGUUGCACCAGUGUUGGACUUCGCCUCGAAGACAGCCGCACAGGUUGGUAGCGUAGAGAACACAUACUUGCCACCAAACAAAGUGGUGUAAAUAUUCGUGUUGACUAUUUGCCGUUUGGUUUGUUGAAUAUUAUUUAGUUCGUAAAGUUCCUGUUAAUUUGUUGUUAAAUCUAACUGAAUAUACAAAAAUAAAUGUUUAGCUUAAUAAGUCUCCUGUAA